Molecule: messenger RNA, 1166 nt
Organism: Annulohypoxylon truncatum
Lineage: Eukaryota; Fungi; Ascomycota; Sordariomycetes; Xylariales; Hypoxylaceae
Exons: 3
Coding region: 63-749 (228 amino acids)
Source: RefSeq, a predicted model, not a curated record
AUUCUAUCCAAGAAGGGAUUGGGCAUCAACAAAUCGAGACUAGGACGGAAACCCCACGGAUAAUGAGUAUCUACGUGGAAGACGUGAAUGCCCACACCUUGAUGAUUUUAGGCUUCGUUAGGAUAAAAUGGACAGUAACGUUAAGUUCCCAUUUAUGCUUCGAACCUCAACCGCCCACUUUAUACCUCUUCCGUUUUCCAUUCAUCAUAGAUCGUCAACUACGCGCUUUACAUUCGAAUACAGCACCAGAUCAUUGGUGUCUAAUUGAUAUUUUGAACCAAACUCGAGACGUCUCCGAUGACUUUGUAUCCAAUACCGAACUGAGAGAUUACUAUACAGAAUUCCUCCUCACAUAUCGAAUAUUGUUUGGUCAAAAAGCAUCUUCGCGAAGACAAUUUCUAAGAUCUUUCAAUCACGUGGAUGAACAUCUACAGUUCCUCAGUCGCCCUAAAGUUCUGGCCUCCUUGUGCCUAGAGAAGCUCUACGACUUGACCUGGACCAAAGAAAGGCAGGUUUAUUCUGCAAAUGAAGAUCUACCCUUCUUCGGAGACAAACUUCUCCGAGUCCAAAUUUACAUGAGCCAAAUGAGACCUACAGGUAUACGUGACCUCUGGAUGGACCGUCGAAGUAAGCAUACUUGGUGGACAUUCUGGGCAGUCAUCGUGAUCGGGAUUCCGAGCCUUCUCGUCAGCAUCCUGCAGUGUAUCCUGGCCGGCGUACAGAUAUCGGUGGCUAAAUCAAAUCAAUGACAUGUAUUCAUCUCUGAAUACUUGAUACCGACGUACAUAGCCUCCAAGUCGCUAGUUGCGGUGAAAAUCUAAAAGCAAAAACAUCGCAUUGGGCAACAUAAUGCGAUGCAGUUUUCCGCGGCUUGCGCGCUGUUAAUAUUCAAUUAGUAUAAGAUCAACGCGCUUAGACUUGCUAUAUUUUUGCACAUUGUAGCUUUCAAAGUUUCACUUGAGGCUCUACUUCUGCUACAAUAUCAACUCCAGAUACUUAGGUACCUACCUAAGCAGGAUAUGCCGAACACGGGAUGUGUCCAACGAUAAUGACCACAGCUUAGGCCAAUCAACAACACUGUGGCAUGCCCGUCCAUUCACCGGUCUCACAUCAACGGUUAUGAUCGCCUCUGUUAUCAGUCGAUUUGUGGGCGAAGUGGAAGUAUC